CGGGCCCGCCAAUCCCCGUGCCUCCCGACCUGUCCCUCGGCCUGGGCCCACCCCGCGCUCCGGCGGCCCCACCCCGGCGGCGCCGCCAGCUGCCCGCUCGUCCCUCCCUCAGUCCACCUGCAGCAGGCAGUCCCGCUGGCUGUCCAGUCUAGAGGCGCCGGUCGGCUGAGUCCUGGGCUUUUGCUCCCCGGCGGAGGGAUUUGCGGCGGCCGAGGGGCGGUGCUGAGCUUAGAAAGAGGAGACAGCUACGGCGGCGGCGGUGGCGGCUGCGGCUGCUCGGGCGGCAGCGCGUAAAGGGGCCGCCGCCGGGUGAUGCGGUGACCGCUGCGGCAGGCUCAGGAGCCGAGUGGGCCCCGGCCCUGAGUCGGUCCCGCCUGACCCGCGCUCCCGAGCUCCCUGUCUUCGGCCGACCCGCGAUCACCGAGGCGGCCUCGCGUCCCCUCGCCCCUUCCCCUGUCCCUCCCCUGCCCCCGCCCCCGCCCCGGGGGCCACCGCCACCCGCCUCCCACGAUGGCUUUGAAGAGAAUCCACAAGGAAUUGAAUGACCUGGCACGAGACCCCCCAGCACAGUGUUCAGCAGGUCCCGUUGGAGAUGAUAUGUUCCAUUGGCAAGCUACAAUAAUGGGGCCAAAUGACAGUCCCUAUCAGGGUGGAGUAUUUUUCUUGACAAUUCAUUUCCCAACAGAUUACCCCUUCAAACCACCUAAGGUUGCAUUUACAACAAGAAUUUAUCAUCCAAAUAUCAACAGUAAUGGCAGCAUUUGUCUUGAUAUUCUACGGUCACAGUGGUCUCCAGCACUAACUAUUUCAAAAGUACUCUUGUCCAUCUGUUCUCUGUUAUGUGAUCCCAAUCCAGAUGAUCCUUUAGUGCCUGAGAUUGCGCGGAUCUACAAAACAGAUAGAGAAAAGUACAACAGAAUAGCUCGGGAAUGGACUCAGAAGUAUGCGAUGUAAUUAAAGAAAUUAUCGGAUAACCUCUACAAAUAAAGAUAGGGGAACUCUGAAAGAGAAAGUCCUUUUGAUUUCCAUUUGACUGCUUUCUAUGAGCCCACGCCUCAUCUUCCCCUGUGCACAUGUUUACCUGAUACAGCAGUGCUGCGUGUUGUACAUACUUGGAACAACAAACUAGAAAUACUGUACUUCUGUACCAACAUUGCCUCCUAGCAGAGAAGUGUGUGUGUGACAAGCCAGUUCUCCAGGCGUAACCUAGGUGUGAGACUAAAAGCUUUCCUUAUUGAUUAAAUUUGGAUAAUGGCAAGGUGAGGGAUGGUGGGUAUGGUAUGUGGUUGGGUGGGGAAGAAAAGUUCCACUGACCUGUAGGAGAUUAUUUUUAAGUGGAAUCCUUUUAAACUCAAAAACAGUUAUGAAAAGCAAGGCGAAGAACACGAAGCUGUUUCUGUAUUCAUUUUAUUCCAAAGGACCUACAUUGUAGGUGAAAGUUAUGACAAACCAGACUAAACUCUACCCACAUCCUGUAUUUUAAGGUCUAAGUUUAACUGGUCAACAUUUAAAUGGAUUGGAGCUAUUAGUACAUAAAGUGUGAUGGGCUUUGUUCCCAGCACUUUUACAUCUUCCCACCCCUUCAACCUUCGUCCUCAGCCCCUUUCUCUGUUCCAUACGUAUUCAUUGGUUUGUAUGUGGUUUCUCAGUUAAUACAUAGCUAAUAGCUCUUAUUUUUCUUAUGUUUUUAACUGCUUAGGUCUAUCUGGAUGUAAGGGUGAAAAUUCAUUUGAUGGAAAUACUUGUGUAUAUUUAAAGACCCAGUUGCUCCUCUGGAGCUUGUACGUUCAAGAAUGAUUAAUCUGUGUAAUAAACUGAUUACUACAGUCAUUACAUAUAAUUUUGUGUGAAUAGGCUUUUUGAUUUUAAGAACUUUGUCUAGCUGAGAUUAGUGGUGGAUUUUCCCCCACUCAUGAAAUGUUUUCAUUUAUACUGGUUGCAUUUUUAAAUCAUGAAGCUAUUCCGGUUUACAUAGUAAAAAGAGUAUCUUGAAAGUAAUUUUACCGAACAAGAUACAGGCAUAAGCUUAAGAACAUUUCCAUGAAACUUACAUGUGCAGUAUUCCAGGAACAUGACUGUUAAGCUAAGUAAUGAAUUUGCUUUAUUAAUGAAACUAAGCUGCAUUUCACCAAAACCUUGUGACAUUCCCUUGGUACAUAGGACAUAAGACAAAAGCAUUGCUGUUUGGUAAGUUAAGCUUCUGUGAUUGUGAUUGUAAAAGAGCAACAUUGACCAAACCUGGGAAACAUGAGCACAAUCUUGUAUUGGAGAGUCGACAUAAUUACUUUGCACUAACAUUGCAGGAUGUUCAUCCAAUUUUAAAUUGUACUGUAUGUGGCUUUUUGAAGUCUUCCCUUGACUCUAGUAAAAUGUAGUUUGAAACUUGUAAACAACUUUGUUUGCCAGAAACAUACUUCGUGUGAACUAGGCAAGUUACCUUUUUUCCCCUCCUUUUCAUAAUGUAAUUGUAAACCAGGCCAGCCUGAAGGCCAUGGCUGAUGCUCUUUAGCCAGCAGGUUCUAAAUGCAUCUUUACACUCUUUCAUAAAAACUGAGGAAUAAAUGUCCACUGCUUUUGGUUUUAAA
Messenger RNA from Manis javanica (Malayan pangolin), 2585 nucleotides. It is a transcript of the gene UBE2D2, whose product is annotated as ubiquitin conjugating enzyme E2 D2. The record is from RefSeq and is a predicted model, not a curated record. Lineage: Eukaryota; Metazoa; Chordata; Mammalia; Pholidota; Manidae.